CAUGGAAAUUUCAGUAGGAAAUAUUCAACUUUUAUGUACUAAUGACCCGUACCAUCAAGUCUGGAUAGUUCAAAAUAAAGUAUGUUCCACUUUAUUACAGCUUCAUUAAAGAGAUAGGUUACAUUCUGAUGGUAAUAUAAUGAUAUAAGAAGUUAACUGGUGUCCCGUUUAAACCAUAUAAAUACCAGUUCAGACAAUUAGAAACCGAAAAUCUGAACUGAACCAAUAUUAUUUUUUCACUAGUGUACAUUUUUACGUUCUUGUGUAAUUUGCAUUAAUCAGCAACAUCCGCAUUUGUCGUAAGAAAAGGAAAAUAGCCAGUUUACCAGACAACAAUUGUCAAUAACAACGAAUACUUGUCCCAUUCAAACACACGACCGGUCUCUAAUUUAAGUACUUUAGAUUGAAAAUUCCAGUUUAACAAAUUAUACCUUUUAUAUGAACUCCCUUGCCCCUUCACUUUAAGAGCCAAGUAAACAGUAAUAAUUAAUUGAUAUUUAAUCUCUCAGCAAGGGAAACUGUAGCAAAGACAGAUAAAGACAGCGUCAUGGUAACAGCUAUUCAGAUCCGGUGUACACACUGGCUUCAGGCAGCUUUGGGAAGCUACCUGCAUCGUUAAGCCUCCUGGUGGGAGGCCGAUGCAUUCUCAUUAGUAUCUCCUGGGUAGAAGUCUUAUACAGUAUCAGUGACCUCUGUGAUGAGUUAAUGGAGCUGUCUGAAAAGGUGACUAUCCUUCACAGGCUGUGAAAACUGCCCUUACAAUCCCAAGUGAUAUGCCAAACUAAUUCAAGUAGGUAGCUGGGUCAGCAUGUGUAGGCUGCAAAGGAACAGGUUAGGUGUAUUCCAUGCAGAAAGAGAAGAAAGGAAACAACGUUUCGACUGUGGAGCCUUCUUCUGGUGUGAGCCAAAAUAAUUGUCAUGUAUACUUUGUAGGCUUCUGUCUUAGGAAAAGAAAUAGGCAGACAGGGUUCAAAUAUGUAUGACUCACUUUGCCCAAGAAAUGUCUGUUGUCGUAGUACCCAAAAAACCUUCACAUGUUAACAAAUUAUUUCAGAUGAUGCGGUAACCACAAAAAUAUUAAUAUAAAAGUCUAAAAUGGCAUGGUUAAAACAAGCUCAAGCAGAGAACGAACAGUGUUAAGUUUUAUAAGGUGUAUUGUAGGACCCAGGGCAGAGAGCAGGGGGAGGGCCAUGUGGUGUGUAGGUUCAGGUUAUACAGGAGCUUCUGAAUAGCAGUGCACCACAGAGCACAAGCACAUUCAGACAUGCACAGAUCAUACCAGCCCCUUCAGCCUUCAACUAACAAAUACCUGCAGAAGAAAUGGGACCAAGCCAGGUACAACGAGCACAGGACAAAGGUUCACACAGCCAGGCCAGUAGUGGACACCAAGGGCCCCACAACGCCUGCCCAUCUACAGGUGAAGCUGAAAAAACUGCAGCUCGAGGAGGAACGUUUGGCCACCAUUGAGAGGGACAAUCAGAUCCUAUCAUCCAAGCUGUCGGAUAUCAUGAGGUCAAAGGGCUGGGUUGACCACAGGAAUAACUUCACAGAGAGAAGCCUGAACGCAGAGAAGAGGCGCUUGGAGUUGCUGCAGGUGACCCAGGAGAAUCGGGCUCUCCUGGAGCGCAUCACAGCACGCAAGUCCGAGUCCUGGCGUCAGCGCUGGGAGGAAGACUGGGAGAGGACAGAGAGGCUGCGCGAUGACAUCGCUCGCUACCCUCGUGGAGUCACCAGCCAGCAGAAAAACAAAAGGAACGUUAAGCUUCGGGGAAGUCAGGAGAUGAGCAGAGAACCUGGACCAAGUGAACAGUCCACAGAAACACACAGCGAACAAGGAGACCAAUAGCCAAAAGCCUUUUAUACAGUAGGUUGUGCCUAAAGCUCAGAUUUCUAAAUCCUGUGAAUGCUUUGAACAUGUAUGAGAAACAAACCGGAUACUGAUGUUAACUGUACAUUAGGUUAUGAUAAAAAGUACUGUGCUUCUGUCAAAUGGAAGGUGAUGUAUACUGUAACUCUUUCCCAUUCAAAUGACAGAAGCCCAUCCAGUUGAUUCAUGGAAAAAUCCAAGGUGAGCUUCAACAUUUAAUCAGCAUCUUCCUACAUUUCCACAAACCUUUUGUGCCUCUAGUUCUGUUAAUUUCCCCUUUACGCCCUCCAAUUCAUAUUUUACUGUCGAUUGUGAAAAAAGUCAACUUGAUUGACUUUGUCAUACUCCAUCAUGAGACUAUUAAGGUGCAGGGCACUCCUUUGAACCCAGGAAUACACUCUACAACCUUACAUGUAACACAUCAAAUACCCUUUAUACAGAAACUAGACCUGAAAUUGCUACAGUAAAGUACUGAAUGAGCAUGUACAGAAACGUGAAUGAGGGGGGGGAAACUAAGUCUUUUGAAUAAAUGCUAAUGGACAAUCCAAUUCAUUUGACAACCUUAAAUGUCUCGAAUUGUUCCGUUUCUUGGAUUUGAUUAAAUGUUGCAUUGAAACAUCAGUUAAGUGUCCUGCAGGAAGUGUUCAAAAGGGAAACGACCAAUUAAAAAAGAACAUGGAUAAC
Molecule: messenger RNA, 2551 nt
Organism: Lepisosteus oculatus (spotted gar)
Lineage: Eukaryota; Metazoa; Chordata; Actinopteri; Semionotiformes; Lepisosteidae
Product: sperm axonemal maintenance protein CFAP97D1
Source: RefSeq, a predicted model, not a curated record